This is a messenger RNA of Cucurbita pepo subsp. pepo (vegetable marrow), 930 nucleotides long. Its product is annotated as F-box protein CPR1-like. Lineage: Eukaryota; Viridiplantae; Streptophyta; Magnoliopsida; Cucurbitales; Cucurbitaceae. The record is from RefSeq and is a predicted model, not a curated record.
AUGGUCGAUUUUGAAAACUUUAUGUAUAUACCCUCCAUAAUCAAGCUUUCGCUCGCCCCCAGUCGAUCCAUGUCCAUUCUCGAUGUCAACAAUCCAUUCAAAAAUAAUGAGUCUUUCAAUAUUUGCGGCCAUUCUCAUGACUUGGUUUGUCUUUCCUUCGAUAGAGAUAUUUUUCUCUUUAAUUUGACGACCGAAAAGUUUCGUAAGCUUCCAUUAUCGAUUAUUCACUAUCUUGGGGAUACCUAUGAUAUUGAUUUUUCGUUCACAAGCGCUGUUGGAUUCGGAUACAAUUCAAAUUCUAGGGAUUUCAAAGUGAUUAGGGUUGUAGAAUUUUGGAACCGAUAUGGAGAAACUGAUUUCUCAACUAGAGUGGAAAUUUAUGAUUUGAGGAAAGAAAGAUGGAGGGAAAUUGAAUCUCCUACUUAUGGACGAGCAUCAAAGUCACCUGUUGCCUCUCAGAUGCAUCAUGAAGGAACAUAUUAUUGGUGGGCAUACAAAGAAGGAGGAACUAAUAUUAUACACACAUUCGACAUGAGCGAAGAAGUUUUUGGCAAAAUUUCAGUACCAAACAAUGUAGCGGCGGAGCGUGAGGAGUAUAUAAGUAUGGGGAUUUUGAAUCGAUCAAUUGUUAUAUUUCACUAUCGAGUAACAGGGAAUGAAAAAACCUUCGACAUUUGGGAGAUGGAGAAAGAUGUCAUUUCAUGGUCAAAACUAAUGACAAUUGGUCCUGUUCUUGGAGUUGAGAAACCAUUAUCGUUUGUGAAUUCGGAUGAACUUUUAAUGGAAACUAACGAAGGACAAGUGAUUUAUUAUAAUAUUAAAACUCACAUGACCAAAGUUCUUCCAUUAAAAGGGCGUCCAUGUGUAUUCACCACAAAUUGCUUGGACUUCAAUUUGCAAGAGGAAAGAGAAUCACGAAUGAAUUUUUAA